Messenger RNA from Staurois parvus, 360 nucleotides. The record is from the annotation of a GenBank genome assembly. NCBI's taxonomy places the organism in Eukaryota, Metazoa, Chordata, Amphibia, Anura, Ranidae.
UCAAAAAAUUCUACACACCAGCAGUGUGUGAGGAGACCUGAAAGUGGCACAUGGCAGAAGAGUGUGGCGAUGGAGACAGCAGGCAAUGGGGAUGGCCGUACAGGGACCCAUGAGAGACUCUGGACCUUGCAGCAGCAUGAGGAGGCGGUAUAUAGGGGCCCAUGGCAGAUUAGGGGCCUGGCAGCAGCUAUAGGAGGCCCGUAAUCUGCCAGCACCCUAUGUCAAAAAAUUUUACACACCAGCAGUGUGAGGGAGACCUGAAAGUGGCACAUGGCAGAGUGUGGCGAUGGGAGAGACAGCAGCAAUGGGAGGCACGUACAGGGACCCAUGAGAGACUCUGGACUUGGCAGUGCAGCAUGA